UUAUCCAUGCAGGCCAUACAGAUUGGCGCCACUAAAGUACUGUCAAUGCUGUUGAUGACAGCAGAUUUCUUGCCACCAUAUUUUUCUGCAAGCAGCUUUGGUCUAGAUGAUAAACAGGUUGCUGAUUUGAAAUAUUCUGUAAGUUUUAUUCUACUAGAACAAUCUGAAGAAAAUGAAGACUUAUUUGUUGCUACCGUCAAUCUUUUCACUGCUGCUGCUCGUUAUCAGCCUGCUUUUUUUAUUGCUGUAUUUGCCACCAAAGAGUUUAUGGACGUCCAACCAGGUAAUGCUGGUGAUGGGAAGUUGCCAGCAAUUGAGGUUUCCUCUGGGCCAGUAGAGUCUAAAAGUUCAAGCCUUGUAGAUGUAGUACUUUGUUAUGUUGUAAAUUCUGACAGCCAUAUCAAUAAGAAUAUUUUGUGUUGAAAGUAGUAAC
Messenger RNA from Humulus lupulus (European hop), 433 nucleotides. RefSeq lists its product as uncharacterized. Bases 7 to 423 code for a protein of 138 amino acids. The record is from RefSeq and is a predicted model, not a curated record. The transcript has 3 exons. Lineage: Eukaryota; Viridiplantae; Streptophyta; Magnoliopsida; Rosales; Cannabaceae.